AUGGCCACGCCUGUACGCGACCCCGUACUUCUGAAACCGUCGAAAAAUGAUGUACCACCACUCCAUCGCGUAGGCAUGCUGGAACUUUUGCACAAAGACUCCCGCCCUACCUUUGUAAUUGACACGAGACCAGAGAAUGCCGACUGUCUGAAUCCAUAUGUAUUGGAUUAUUGGAAUCCGGCCAUGGCCACUGCAAAUCCUGAAGGCCUGUUGCGACUCCUAGGCCGCAAAGUCAUUGCGCAAAACAACCAUGAGGAAGGCUACCUGCCAUUUACCCCAUACCAAAAAUGGUGCCAGGAGCAAGACGCGCCAAAGGUGUCGUUUCCGUACCUUGGGUUCGACUGGACAAAGGUUCAGGUCGCUAGUCGUUGGAACGUCAUCAGCGGUGUCUGCGUUAGUGUGUGCGCGAACAGCGGCAACUCCAACACAAAGGCUCCCACAAAAGAAAUCUCUAACGCAAAGCCAUCGCAUUUUGACUGGACAGACGAAGAAACAUUUCCAGACCGACUGUCUCCUCAUGCGGCAUGGGCGCGCAGUAUCGAUUGGUCCUCUACCCCUCUGGGCCCAAUGCGUUCCUGGUCGUCUGAACUGCGCAGCUUUUGCAACUUGGUCAUGAUGGACCCGCAACCCGCCGUGAUAUUCUAUGGGCCAGACCUCAUCAUGAUAUACAACGAAGCUGAGAUUGGCCUUCUAGGAGGCUUCCAUCCAUGCAUGGGAGAAAGUGCGCGUGUUGCACUUUCCACAGUCUGGGGUGAGUACUUUGAACCAAUUAUUGAAAAGAACCUGGCCGGAGAGACUGUUCAGAAAACUAACACUGCGAUUCACAUGGUACGCAAUGGAUACAUGGAAGAAACGUACUUUUCGUUGAAGUUCAUCCCAAUAUUGGACUCCACAGGUGCUACCGUAGGCCAUUAUGAACCUUUGGUUGAAACAACUAAAGAAGUAGUUACGCAAAGACGCUCACGUACACUUCUGGAAUUGAGUGAAGAGAUUCCGACCGCACGAAACUCCGAUACCUACUGGAACGUUGCUACCGAAGUUUUGUCACGGAACGACAAGGACAUGCCCUUUGUUCUUCUGUACUCUGCCGAUGCUGACACCAGCGGCUCUACAUCAAGUAGGACUCGAUUUUCCGACAAUAAUCAACAGCAUUGCAAACUUCGAGACUCCUUUGGGCUCCCCAAAGGAUCACCAGCCUGUCCAGAGCACUUGGAUUUCCAGCAGGACCAUGGAUUCACACCGUAUUUCCGGCAGGCUCUUGCAGCUCGAAAACCAAUCAUCGUACACUUUGACCAAGAUCCUGUCGCUGCAGAACUUAUUCAUGGUGUCGAAUGGCAGGGGUUUGAAGAUCCUUGCAAAUCAGCGGCUAUCUGUCCCUUGAACCCAACUUCUUCGCGAGAUAAUAUACUUGGGUUCCUAGUUAUGGGACUGAAUCCGCGUAGACCCUUCAAUGACACCUAUUAUCAGUUUAUUUUGGUUGCUAGUCGCUUACUUUCCACAUCUCUUACAUCAAUCUUGCUUCACGAAGAAGACAUUGGACGUCGGGAACAAACGAUAGCCACCGCCGAAGCGAUGAAGUAUCAGCUCAGACAGCAACUGACACAAUCCCAGCUGGAGUCGGAGCGUAAUCUGUCCAAGUUCAGGCGUUUUGCAGAGCGUGCCGACGUUGGUAUUUUUCUUGUCGAUAUGGAUGGAGUUUAUUCGUAUAGAAAUGAUGCCUGGUUUGAGAUGUUGAGCCCAAAGAGUCGCGAUGUCAGUCUUGAAGAAGCGUGGGACGAGAUUGUAGACGAAGACUUUCUUCCUCUAGGACAUGCCAAGUUCAAGAAACUUAUGGAGACCAAAGAGCACCAGUCUUUCGAACUGCGUCUCAAGAAGACCUGGAAUGCACCAAGUCAGGGUCUCGAUGAUACAAUGUCCGAAGAACAGCCUAUGUGGGUCCUGACAUCAAUUUUUCCUGAGCUUAACGACGACGGCGCAGUGAUUGAGUUGAUUGGUUGUUGUACGGAUAUCAGUCAACAGAAGUGGAGUGAGAAGCUCCAAGCUACCCAGGCAGAGAGAGCUCGAGAGUCUAAGCGGAGCUUGGAGAACUUUAUUGACACUACUUCACAUGAGAUGCGCAACCCUCUCUCUGCAAUUGUUCAAUGCGCCGACAGCAUCAUAUCCACUCAUAGGGCUUUUGGCGAGUCACCGGAUUACCAAAAAGUCUAUCGAAACAUCUCGGAAACAACCAUUGACGCCGCCGAAACGAUUGUUCAAUGUUCCAAGCAUAUGAAAACCAUUGUUGAUGAUGUGCUCACCAUAUCCAAACUCGAUUCGGGUUUGUUCGUGAUGACACCAGUCGAUGUCCAACUGGAGUCCAUCGCCAGAGAUGCAGUCAAGAUGUUUGAGGGUGAGGCAAAGUCAGCCGGCGUGGAUUUGCGGUUCCUGAUGGAAGAUUCUUGCGAGAACAGUAACAUUCAAAUGGUUUCGCUCGAUCCAACACGAGUCUUGCAAAUACUCAUCAAUCUCAUUACCAAUGCAAUCAAAUUCACGCGAUUGGAACCCAUACGGAAAAUAUGUGUUAGUCUGGGUGUAACUUUCGAGCGUCCAACCCAUAGUGAACACGGCAAAGUGCCGUUUUCGCGUACGUCGGAAGCUUCAGAGGCGCAGACACUGCAGGCCGAUUGGGAAAAGAGUGAUAUUGUUUACAUCGUAUUCUCUGUGCAAGAUACUGGCCGUGGGCUGAGUGACGAAGAACACCAACUCCUCUUCACCCGCUUCUCCCAAGCAUCGCCACGCACACAUAUUGACUAUGGUGGAUCUGGUCUCGGUCUUUUCAUCUCACGGCGACUAUCCGAGAUGCAUGGUGGCGCAAUCGGCUUCGCCUCUAAACCAAGUGUUGGCAGCACAUUCUCAUUCUACGUAAAGAGCCGCAAGAGUGGUAUUCGUGCCAAUUACAGCCGAAGUGAAAGCGACGCUGCAGUCAGCGUGAGUCUACGCGCACAAGAAACAUUGCUAUCCAGCCGAAAUCGCAACGAAGCCACUGAAAAUACCAAUUCUCACAACACCAAGACCGUCCCAACAGACAUACCGAACAAGGACCUCCAUGUUUUGAUCGUCGAAGACAAUCUCGUCAACCAACGCGUGCUCGCCAAACAGCUUCGCAACACAGGCAUGCACGUCACAGUUGCGAAUCACGGCGGCGAAGCCAUCGAGCAUCUUCACACAACAGACUACUGCGUCUCCGACGGAUCUGGCAAGCCUCUCUCGCUCAUCCUGAUGGACUGGGAAAUGCCCGUCAUGGACGGUCUAACCUGCGUUCGCAAUAUUCGCCAACUACAGAGCAAAGGCGUAGUAAGGGCUCACGUACCAGUCAUUGCCGUGACGGCGAACGUGCGGAGUGAGCAGGUCGAGGUGGCAUUUAAGGCCGGCAUGGACAAUGUUAUUAGCAAGCCGUUUAGGAUACCAGAGCUUUGUGCUUGCAUACAGAAAACACUUAGAGCUACAGCGGGUGCAUAG
Molecule: messenger RNA, 3498 nt
Organism: Bipolaris zeicola 26-R-13
Lineage: Eukaryota; Fungi; Ascomycota; Dothideomycetes; Pleosporales; Pleosporaceae
Exons: 11
Coding region: 1-3498 (1165 amino acids)
Biological process (GO): phosphorylation; phosphorelay signal transduction system
Molecular function (GO): phosphorelay sensor kinase activity
Source: RefSeq, a predicted model, not a curated record